Messenger RNA from Nerophis lumbriciformis (worm pipefish), 1875 nucleotides. Lineage: Eukaryota; Metazoa; Chordata; Actinopteri; Syngnathiformes; Syngnathidae. The record is from RefSeq and is a predicted model, not a curated record.
AUGCCUCUGCUGUUUCUGGAGAGGUUCCCUUGGCCUAGUCUGCAGACAUACACGGCUUUGACUGUAGUUCUACUUGCGGCGAGCAUCUUCAGUGCCUACACCACUGUGACCGAUCCUGGUUUUGGGUCAUUGGAAGCAGAUGAGACCCCGACGGGCACAGAUGUUGAUCUAGAGCACUUGAAUAAUGAAAUGAGUAACACAGAACUGGCAACCACUGUUAUGUGGUAUCUGGUGACUGACAGCCUCCUUGUAUGGGUGCUUGUCAACACAUUCUGCUGCUCUUUAAUGUUAAUAGCAAAAAUUAUUCAAUAUGUGGUGUUUGGCCCUCUCAGAGUCAGUGAGAAGCAACACCUAAAAGACAAGUUCUGGAACUUCAUAUUCUACAAGUUUAUAUUCAUCUUUGGCGUGCUGAAUGUACAGACUGUGGAGGAGGUGGUGAUGUGGUGUCUGUGGUUCUCGGCCCUUGUCUUUCUUCACCUAAUGGUGCAGCUCUGUAAGGACCGAUUUGAAUAUCUGUCAUUCUCGCCCUCCACUCCCAUGAACAGCCAUGUGCGAGUCAUGUGUCUGCUGGUUUCUCUCCUGCUGGACUGCUGUGGUCUAGCCGUGGUCUGUGGCCUACUUGGGGCAUCCCAUGGAAUGCACACCCUAUCUUUUAUGGCUGCAGAGUGUCUGAUGGUGACUGUUCGCACAGGACAUGUCAUCAUGCGGUAUUCCAUCCACCUCUGGGACCUAAGUCAUCCAGGAACAUGGGAGAGUAAAGGAACCUACGUGUACUACACAGACUUAAUCAUGGAGUUGGCCAUGCUUUUUCUAGAUCUCAUGCAUCACAUCCAUAUGCUGCUUUUCGGCAACAUCUGGCUGUCCAUGGCAAGUCUGGUCAUCUUCAUGCAACUGCGAUAUCUCUUCCACGAGGUGCAGCGUCGCCUUCGCAGACACAAAAACUACCUUCGCGUUAUCAAUAACAUGGAGGCUAGAUUCGCGGUUGCCACAGCAGAGGAGCUGGCAGUGAAUGACGAUGAUUGUGCAAUUUGCUGGGAUGCCAUGGUGACAGCACGCAAACUUCCCUGUGGUCAUCUCUUCCACAACUCUUGUUUGCGCUCUUGGCUUGAACAGGACACCUCGUGUCCCACUUGCCGCACGUCCCUCAACAUCAAUGGGGAAGACGAGCAGGAAAGAGGCCAGGAACAGGGCGCCCGCAUGGAGGACAACGCUGGUCCUGCUGGACCCGCUGCAGAUCCGAGGCCUCACAUCAAUCAACGCAAUCACUUCUUCCACUUCGAUGGCUCGCGUAUUGCCAGCUGGCUGCCCAGUUUCUCGGUCGAAGUGAUGCACACCACCAACAUUUUAGGGAUUGCUCAGGCUAACAACUCUCAGUUGAUGGCCAUGGCUCAUCAGAUCCAGGAGAUGUUCCCUCAGGUGCCCUCAUACCUGGUCAUGCAAGACCUUCAGCUGACCCGUUCUGUAGAGGUCACCACUGACAACAUCCUGGAGGGACGCAUCCAGGUGCCUUUCCCUCCACCUGCACAGGCAGUUGAGCGUGGGACGUUGCAUGUCAGUCCUGUCCUCGAUGAGCAGCCAGGGCCUAGCGGAGCCACUGGCGAGGGCCCCAGAGAGCCCGACAACAUUGAAGCUAGAGGCGGUCGCUUUUCUAAAUCAGCUGAGGAGAGGCAGACAAUGUUGAAGCAGCGGAAAGAGGAGCUUAUCCAACAAGCACGCAGGAGAUAUCUAAACAAGAGUCCAGAGGAGCUGGACAGUGAUGUUCCCAGUCUGGAGGACGAGGAGGACUCUUUCUCAGUUGGAGAAUCUGUAACACUGAGGCCUCGAUCUGUGACAACAACCACAGGAAGACACACACAACCGAAUCCCGAGCCCUGA